Molecule: messenger RNA, 495 nt
Organism: Agrilus planipennis (emerald ash borer)
Lineage: Eukaryota; Metazoa; Arthropoda; Insecta; Coleoptera; Buprestidae
Exons: 2
Coding region: 7-486 (159 amino acids)
Source: RefSeq, a predicted model, not a curated record
UCGACAAUGUUCACUCAGUACCGUUACAGGAACUCGCAUAGGAAAAAGGGCUCGGCAGAUUGGUCGCUCAACGCCAACCGGAUGAUGGGUGAUUAUGCAGGCGCCAUUAAAACAAUCCCCGAAGAAAGGAUGAGAUAUAUAGAUAAUCUGAUCACACUCACCCCCACGGAAUUCGUACAGGUUGAUAAGGAAAGGAGAUUGAGGGAUCGUGAGUUGAGCGGUUGUUUGAAAUCGCUGACGUCGCUCUGCGAAAGUGUUAUAAUGAAAAAGGAAUCGAGAGAUACAAUCAGGAAACAAAUCGAAAUGGCUAAACAACAUGCAGAAUACGUUAAAAAUUCUACAAAGAAUAUGCAUUUGGAUACCGCAUAUAUGACCAAAUCGUUUUUCGAUUUAAUGGAACAGUUGGUUACGAGGAGCAAUUUGGACAAUCCCGUCCCAUUUAAAGGGGAUUUUACAGAUAAUCUAUUUACAUCGGAGGAGCCCUGAGAAUGACCG